AUGCGGUCAUCUUCCGCCGCAUCAUCGACUAGAGCCCUUACCCCUGGGAAGUUGAAGCAGCCAGGCUCCACGAGAGGGCUGAAGAGUACGCACUCCGGCAGUGAAGAAGCCGUCCUGAGCGAUAAGUUGCUGCUGUUUUUACAGCAAAGUCGGGAACGGACAUCCCAUAAUCAUGCCGCGCGAAUUUCCCUGCUGGAAUCUCAGUACACACAAAGCCUCCACGGACUCUCAGGGGCCCGUGGUUCAUCUACCCUCUUCACCGAAGCUUCACUGAAUGCGCGAAAAGGUGGACGUCACGGCAGAGACCCUGCAGGAAUUGUUGACAAGGAGAUUGUUAUUGAGGUUGAUAUGAGUGAAAGUGAGGAUGAAGUAUCGUCGCAACCGAUAGAAACGAAUCAUAGGGCACAGCAGCGGGAACAUGCAGCAACGCAGUUUUCGUCGGUUCGCCUGACGGCAUCGUCCUGCAGGGUCACUGCCACCGCUGCUGCUACCGAUCUCUCACCUCAGAGUCUGUCCGAAUCGUAUGGUGUAUCUCCGGAGGUUCGUACACCCAUUUCCCCUUUUAUAGAAAAGAUGCAUUACCGCGAGGUUCUGUGCGCGCCUGAGCUGCCUCAGGGUCCUGAAAAGCGCAACAAGACUACAACCCACUACACGGCAACGGAAUUGUCUCUUGGGAGGGCACAGGCGGGGGUGCGUGCCAAUGUCGGGAGGGGUAUGGUGUCCUCACUCCCCCCGUGUGCUGCGGCACGUAACGAAGUUUCUGUUUCACUAGAGCGAGCCAUCAAUGAGGCAAGGGACAAGCACAACUGGAGUGAGUCAACGACGGCAAAUGUUAUGAGCCGUGGUACGACGACGGCCCCGCCCAUGCUACCCCGUACCAAUGCAGUGACAUCUAAAGUGGAUGACGAAGUGCAGCACUCCCCCCUCUUUCCGCACGAACCGGAGAUAGAGGAGUUUCUCGCGUGGGAAGCGGCAAAACCCGCUGAGCUACUCAAAUGCUUGCGUGCGGGCUUUAGCAACCACUGCCCCAUCGCAACCGCGUAUGCCGCCGUGCGCCCCGAGGUCCAUUGGCUCUCUCUGCUCUGCAACAGUGAAUCGGAUGUCAAGAGUGAAGCAAAGGGAUCGCCACUUCGACCGGACUCAGCUCCCUCGCGAUUCAUUGAGUGGAUCGCAUCUGACGUGGACUGCUAUGAGGGACUGCUACUGCAACGGGGGGCUGUAGCGCCAAUUGUUGCCAGAAGUGCGAAGUCAUAG
Messenger RNA from Trypanosoma brucei brucei TREU927, 1254 nucleotides. RefSeq lists its product as hypothetical. The transcript has a single exon. The coding region runs from base 1 to 1254 and encodes 417 amino acids. NCBI's taxonomy places the organism in Eukaryota, Euglenozoa, Kinetoplastea, Trypanosomatida, Trypanosomatidae. The record is from RefSeq and is a predicted model, not a curated record.